Messenger RNA from Hemicordylus capensis (graceful crag lizard), 4727 nucleotides. RefSeq names its product deoxyribonuclease-1-like 1. The coding region runs from base 129 to 1064 and encodes 311 amino acids. Gene Ontology annotation, cellular component: nucleus. Gene Ontology annotation, molecular function: DNA nuclease activity. Lineage: Eukaryota; Metazoa; Chordata; Lepidosauria; Squamata; Cordylidae. Gene Ontology annotation, biological process: DNA catabolic process. The record is from RefSeq and is a predicted model, not a curated record. The transcript is spliced from 10 exons.
CCGAGCCCGCCCCGUCGGCUGCCGCUGCUUCGGGUCAUAGAGGGAGGAGCAGCCAGCAAUGGACGCGGUGGCUUUCGGAGCAGGAUGGGGAAGUGAUCCAUAGAAGGAACCAUAUCAGAUUCCUAGGGAUGGAAGUCCCCUGCCUGCUGCCUGUCUUGCUGCUCUUGCUGCUAUGUCCGGCAGGAGCCCCUUUCCGGAUCUGUGCCUUCAACGCUCAGCGCUUCGCUCAAGGGAAGGCAGACAAGCCCAGCGUCAUGGACAUUCUUGUCAAGAUUCUGUCUCGCUGCGAUAUUUCUGUCCUACAAGAGGUGAUGGAUGCAAAGGGAAAGGCAGUGACUGCCUUAAUGACAACCCUGAAUAGGUUUGAUGGCUCUGGCCCCUAUCACAACCUCACUAGCCCUCUACUGGGUCGGGGCAACUACCAAGAACGCUAUGUCUUCAUAUACAGGAACCAAAAGAUACGGAUUCUGGACUCGUACAUAUAUAAGGACAAUCAUCCAGACCGUCCUGAUGUCUUUGCUCGUGAGCCUUUCAUCGCCCGCUUCAGUGUGCCAAUCAAAGAACUCCCAGAGCUGGUGUUGAUCCCACAGCAUACGAUGCCUUCAAAAGCAGAAAGUGAGAUUGAUGCCCUCUAUGAUGUUUCCCUGGACAUACAGGCCCGCUGGCGCACAGAGGACAUGAUGUUCCUGGGUGACUUCAAUGCGGAUUGUGGCUACGUGGCAAAGAAGCGUUGGGGACAAAUCCGUCUGCGCCAGAAGCCUGGCUUCCAUUGGCUUAUCGGUGAUAAAGCGGACACUACUGUUCGAGAAAAUACCCGCUGUGCCUAUGACAGAAUCGUGGUGCAUGGUGAACGUUGCUUCAGUGCAGUUGUGCCAGGAUCAGCUCAGCCAUUUGACUUCCCCAAGGAAUUUGGACUCUCCGAGGCAGAGGCUUUGGAGAUCAGCGAUCAUUAUCCUGUAGAGGUGGAACUGAACGCAGCCUGUUGGGGACUCCAGCCAGCUCGUCCAGCUGGGCUUUUGCUGCUGGCCUUAGCCAUCCUGUCUGGCUCAGUGUAUGGCAUCUGAAGCUCUUUUGAUCCUGAGGAUCCAGAUAGGCAUGCUGGCUUGGAAAAAGGAACUAAUGAAGCCAAAAUGGUCAUACAAGGACACACUUCAUCUUUUUGUGCUGUGGACACAUUGGCCUGGUGAAGGAUUCUGUGGAAUGCCGACCAUAAUAGCACUUUCGAUAAUCCAAAGCACUUUCCAUGCAUCCUCUCUGCAAUAUUUGCAGCAACCCUGUAAUGUAAACCAGGACUUGACAGAUCCCAGACACCAGGGAGCUGUGGAGCCUAAAUCAGGAUAUUCAGAGGUAGGGUUCUUUAACAACCUCUUUAUUUGUCCCAGGCAGUCGUGUUGCUUAUAACAGAAAUAAAGAGAAGCCCAUGUGCCCUCCCGCUCCACAAUGUCUGGCAUUUUAUCAUGCUCACUAUCUGGCUCCUACAUUUUUGGGCUGGCUCCUAGAUCCAAAGAAAAUUAAUCAAGGCCUAAUGCAGGCUAAUAUCCUCUUUAUCCCCAUAUUGCAGAAUUGGGCCUGAGCUUUCCUAUGGCCACCUAUUAGUUCAUGAGGGCUUCACUCUGUUCCCACUCUCAGCCAUUAUGAUACGUCUUUCUGCUGCCUCUGCCGUCCAGUAAAAGUGAUCCAACUCACAGAUUCCUGGUAUAUUUGUGCUGCUGGAGGGUCUCCUGAAGCCAGGAGUGAAUGUGAUUCUUUCUCCGCAACUGACUCACCCGCAGGCGAUUUUUGAUCCCUUCCUGGCACAUUGAACCAAAGAAGAUUAACAUGUAUGUUCAGACAUUCUGCUACAGUAUUUGGGCUCCAAGAACCGGUCCUGGAGAUUGACUGGAGACUUUAUCCCUGCCUGCUUCAGAAAUUAACAAAUAUCAGUUGAAUGCUGGAAAAAUUGUGUGCCUUUCCUCAGUCACAGUGAAAGAGUUUUGAGGGAACUCUGGCAUCAUAGGAUUUGAAGAGGUCCAAUCGAUCAUCCAACUCUUUGCCAAAAGAACAGAUCUACACAUUUAGUGGGGGAAACAUGGUAGGGUUCUCCUGGGACUUUAACAUUCAGAAUACAGAUGGGAGACCACAUAAUGGAAUGCUCCAUCAUGUCAAACUCUCCCACCCCGUGGAAAAUGACAAUACCAGGAAUCUAGCCUAGCCUUUUCCCCUAUGUGCUGUUUUUCUGUGUAUGUGGGGUGGCGGGGAGGAUUUUAUUUUUUAAUGCAAGAGAGCAUGCAACCCUCUACCUCUGUUCUGAAGUGGUGCAGUUCCCAAAAGGCUGUGCUAAGUGCUUUCCUUGAAUAGGUAGAUUGUCUCUAAAACUGGAUAUUCCAUAGCUCACGCAUCCCUGACGGAUGCCUCCCAACUUUUAAAAAGAUCUUCACAACUUUUCCAAUCAGCUCUUCCCACUGCUGAGCUGCCUUUUAGGAAGAACUAUUUAUAACAUUUAACCUGGAUCUACCUCUCUGUGGUGUAAAGUCAUUGCCUCUUCUGUGUUCUCAGUGGGAUAAGGUGAGUGGAUGUGGAUUCCACACCUCAGCUAUAAGUGCACUUAUAGAUCACACUCUGUAGGCUUCCUGUUUUGGAAAGUACAUAUCAUAUAAUGUAUCAUUCUCUUGAAGAGCAAAGCAAACAGGGUUCAUGAGAAAAUGAUAAAGGACACCACUAUGGGGCAUAUAUUCUGGAAAUGGAAAGUCACAUUUUUGUGUAUUUCUUAGCUCAGGGAACAUUGCCCAAGACAAUUAUAUAGGGGGUGUGCAUGUGGGUGGGAGGGAGAGAUUUCAGCCUCUUGACCCUCCUGUCAUUAUGUGUCAACCAAAGCUGACUCAUUUUGUCCAAUAUAAAGGAGCGGAUUGUAUAUGUAGUAGCUAUUACUCAUUGCCAGCUGAAGAGGUGCAUUAGGAGACAGGUUUUGAAUGGACAGAAUCAAAUAUGCAAUGUUAAAUAGUUUCCCCUCUAGCUAGGAAGAGUCCUUUGAAUUUUCGUGAAAUAAAUUCCAGGGAUACUUUAUCAGAACUUUAUGUGCAGUGAUUAAGCUGGAGGAAAUGCUUUUCUGCUGGAACUCGAUGGUUUCCUCAUACUCUAUACUUGCUUUGUGCCCUCCUACAUUUUCAGUGCUGCCCAUAAAAGCUUGGGACAUGAUUUGGCAAAAUUAAGCACCUUUUAAAAAGCAGUGCAGAGUAGUGGUUAGAGUAUUGGACUAGUACCAGGAAAAUCCAGGUUCGAAUCCCCACUCAGCUAAGAAGCUCACCUCACCAGUGACUUGGUGACCUUCUCUCAGACUAACCUACCUCACAGAGUUGUUGUGAGAAUUUAAAUGGCUGUGGGGUGGGGAGAACCCACCCUGUAUGCUUCCCUGAGCUUUUGGGAGGAGGGGAAGAAUAAAUGAGUAAGGUGUAAGGAGCACUUAACGUGUGAGCCUUGCUAAAACAAAACAACUCUGUUUGAACUGCCCUUAAGUGAGGUUCCUGGAAAGUGCAAUAUCCACUACAAAACAGCCUGCUAUAUGCUUUCUCGGCUUUGCUAUUGUGCGUGUUAGAUGUGGGCUAGUUCUUAUUGUCUUGUCCAAGUAUUAAGGCAGUUUACACCAUCAAAAACUGGGUAGGGCCCUGUGCGUACUCCUGGCACCAUCCUACCCAGUUCUUGUACCCAGCCUUUUACCAAGGUAGGUGGUAAAGCUAUCCUACCUCCUCGCGCCUCUCUCACAUGAUUACUCCCACCUCCUCCUACCUAGUUGUUUGCUCCCAUAUGAUCAAAAGCCUGGAGCGCACACAGCUCCUCAAGCUGGGUAGGACCCUUGCCCUACCCAGUUCUCAAUCAUGUGAACUGCCUGAUAGUUUUUACCUGUUUGUAUUUGCUCCACCCCACUGCAGAUCAUCUUUCAGUGCUUGGAACUGUAAUAUCAACUCAACAUCUCUGGCUGUUUUUAAAAAGACCCUUAAGAUGCACCUGUUUUCUCAGGCUUUUAAUUAAUUUUAAUUGGUUUUAUAUCAUAAUUGAUUUAAUCUUUUUAUUCCAUUUUUAUAUUUGUUGCAUUGAAACUUAUGUACACCAUCUAGGGAUGCACAUGUCAGGCAUACAGAAAUUUGAUAGAUAAAUAAAGAUAAAGUGUACCAUUGAGUCGAUGUUGACUCCUGGUGACCAUAGAGAGGGGUUUACCAUUGCCAUCUCCCACACAGUAUGAGAUGAUGCCUUUCAGCAUCUUCCUGUAUCGCUGCUGCCCAAUACAGGUACCAGUGGGGAUUCAAACCAGCAACCUUUGGCUUGCUAGUCAAGUCAUUUCCCUCUGUGCCAUUAGGCGGCUAGAUAGAUAGCACUAAAUGUAAGACUUUCACUUUGAUUUAAGGUUUUCAUGAAAGUUGUUCAAAAAGACCUUGUAUAAUGAUAGAAAUAAUAACACUGCCACCACUGCCACUGCACAAUCUCUACUGCCAGUGUGGUGCAGUGGUUAUAGGGUGUCUUGGUUCUGGGAGACUGAGGUUCAAAUUGCCGCUCAGCCAUGAAGUCUUCUGGGUGACUCUGUGCAAGUCAUUCUUUCAGCCUAACUUCCUUCUGAGGGUUGUUGUGAGGGGGGAAAGUGGGGGUUGACCAUGUACAUUACCCUGAGUUCCUUGAAAGAAUGGUAGAAUGUAAAUGAAACAUUAAAAAACAUGAACAAAGGAAAACUGAGUUGUGUGACUGAAUUAGAUUAAGAU